AUGAGCAAGUCCCUGACCCCUGAGGAAAUUCAACGCCAGCAACGCUUUAAUCGUCACCAAUCAAAUUUAUUCAGCGACGCAUGCAAAGACUAUGAAAGAAAAGAUUACAAUGGCGCGUUACUAAAAUGCGAGAAAAUAUUGAGCUCAUUACCAGAAAAUGGGGAGGCUCUUUCUAUGAAGAACUUGGCGAAGUAUUUCAAGAGGGAGCAGAGUGGAGCUGACACGAUGAAGGGUAUCAAAAACGCACUGAAAAACAAUUUGAGAAGUCCGACGAUAUGGCACUUGUAUGGGAUUGUAGCCAGAGAGCAGAAGGACUAUGUCGAGUCACUGAAGGCGUUUAAAACGAUGAACAAUAUUGAUGGAAAAAGUUUAGCAUUAAAAAGAGACUUGUUCUGCCUCCAAAUUCAGAACAGAGACUUUUUGGGUGCUGUUGACACCAUCGACCAAAUGAUUGUGUUGAGAAAAGACUAUCAAAACAAUUUUAUUUGCAAGGCAGUUGCAUCUUUCAUGGGCGGUCAAAACGACAAGGCGCUCAAUGCGCUGGACUAUUUCUUACUCCAUUACAGUGAUAACAGCGACAAAGUGAGGUACAACGACUUACUGAUGUUUAAAAUACAAAUAUUGAUGAAGGGGAAAUUGUAUAAUGCAGUCUUGGACUUUAUUAAAACAAACACAGACAAUUUAUUGGAAGGAAUUAAAGCGAAAGAGUAUGUGGCAACGUGUUUGACUGAACUUGGGAAGAAGCAAGAGGCACUCGACAUGUUAGAAACACUGUUAAAAAUUAACAAAAACAAUACCACAUACCACGAACUUGUUUUAAAAAAUUUGAAUAUAACAAAUGCACUUGAAAUGACUCCAGAGCAAUUUGAUGUGUUCAAAAAGUUCAAUGAAAAAUUGUGCAUUGGAGACACUUUGUAUGGCACAACGGAAACACUUUGUUAUCAACAAUAUGACGAAGUGUUUGAACAAGACAUCACAAAAUUCAUUGUAAAACUUCUUGAAAAUUCAAGAAUCAAUGUAUUCAAAAUUUUGAGUCCACUUUUCAAUAAAAAUACAAGCAGAAAUCAUGCAGAAAAAAGAACCUUUGUCGAAAAUUCAUUUUUGAGAAUUGCAGAGGCGUUGAAGAACUGCACGUCGUACAAGACACUUUCAGCUAAGUUCAUUCAACAACACCAUAUACCUAUAAUACAGGCACGUAUCGUCUUCUUACUGAAAGGUGGAAAGACUGAGGAAGCGCUUGCAUAUGCCACAGCCAUUGACGAAACGGAGUUUAACCUCAAAUAUUACUACCUUGCAAAGUGUCAUAUGAAGUUGGGGCAGUUCCCUUUGGCAUUGCGGGAGAUCAAAACUGCUUUUGACCUUAAUCCAAACGACAGAUUUUUCUAUAACAAAGCAAUUAAAUACGCACUGAUUGCUGGCGACAUAACUAAAGCUGAAAACUUAAGUAAGACAAAGGACAACAGCGAGGAAGAUUUAAAGACUGAAUCAUUGAUAUUUACACUCCGAUUUGCAGAGGCCUAUUUGAAGAGUGGGAAUAAAGACCUUGCGAGGAAAAGGGCGCUUAUGAUACUUCAGAAGUUCGACAAGGGUGUGACCGAUAUGUUUGAAUUCCAUUUGUAUGUGUAUGAAAAACUGAGCAUUUGCGCGUACCUCGACCUCAUGGAUAACAAUAUGAAAUACCAGGACUCCGAUAUCAAGAAAAAAGCUCUUGAAAUAGUUCAACAGACACAGGAGAUUUGA
Molecule: messenger RNA, 1740 nt
Organism: Entamoeba invadens IP1
Lineage: Eukaryota; Evosea; Mastigamoebida; Endamoebidae
Exons: 1
Coding region: 1-1740 (579 amino acids)
Biological process (GO): N-terminal peptidyl-methionine acetylation
Cellular component (GO): cytoplasm
Molecular function (GO): protein binding; protein-N-terminal amino-acid acetyltransferase activity
Source: RefSeq, a predicted model, not a curated record